AAAGUGGGCUGUUUAUGAAGCUAAUAAGUACAGCCCAUUAAGAACACUUGAACCCCGUUGUCUUCAGCACUUGAUAGGGCUCCGGUGUCAUCUCUCUCCAGUCUGAUUAGCUGCGGCCAUCAUCACCGGCGGUUUCACCGGAAUGGCCGAGAAAGAUAAAGGGCCAAUUAUUGGGCUUUCAUGGCAGCCAAAGUUGCCGACUUUAUCGUCGUCUACAACAAAAAAUAUCAAGAACUCAGUUGAGCCUGAAAGCAGCAGUGCACUUUGGAAAACCAAUUCACAGCUUGUUGAUGUCUUAUUUGUGCCACCCAAUGAUCCCAUUAAGUUAAACAAGUUACUUAAAAGCCAACGCAAAGACACACUAGGCAAGGAUUGGUUUGAUAUGCCUGCCUCAACUAUAACUCCAGAGUUGAAAAGGGAUCUCCAGCUGCUUAAGCUAAGGAGUGCUAUUGAUCCGAAGAGACACUACAAGAGGGGUGAUUCAAAGUCAAAAGAGCUACCUAAAUAUUUCCAGGUGGGCACAGUUGUAGAAUCUGCAACAGAUUUCUACUCUGGUAGGCUAACUAAGAAGGAGAGGAAAGUAACCAUUGCAGAUAAACUGCUUUAUGAUCAAACUUUCAGUGCUUACAGGAAGCGUAAGGUUCGAGAGAUUGAGGAAAAGAAUCGCCCAGGUGGAAAUGAUAAAUGGAAGAUAAAGGGUAAACAAUCCUGGAAACGUGCCAAGGAAAGAAGACACUAAAAUUUAUGUACUAUAGUUUUACAAUUUACAUCUUCAGAGGGACUUAAAUAUGAUGGAUAGUGUCAGAAAGAUUGUUGGAGCACAGCAGAAUGAACUUUAUUCUCAGAAAUUCACAGAAAAAGGACAGAUUUGAAAUAUGCUUACCAGAGCUAUGCAUUGCUAUAAACUUUUCUCAGCUGUUGUUAUGUGGCUGUAUCGUAUAAAUUCCAUGUAGGCUAAUCAUUUGAAUGGCAAGAAACCGUUAUAUUGAGUUUAA
Messenger RNA from Populus nigra (black poplar), 995 nucleotides. Its product is annotated as rRNA-processing protein fcf2-like. Bases 143 to 739 code for a protein of 198 amino acids. The record is from RefSeq and is a predicted model, not a curated record. The transcript is spliced from 6 exons. Gene Ontology annotation, molecular function: RNA binding. Gene Ontology annotation, cellular component: nucleolus. Gene Ontology annotation, biological process: RNA processing. Lineage: Eukaryota; Viridiplantae; Streptophyta; Magnoliopsida; Malpighiales; Salicaceae.